Penicillium diatomitis is the source of this 576-nucleotide messenger RNA. Its product is annotated as GNAT family N-acetyltransferase. The record is from RefSeq and is a predicted model, not a curated record. The transcript has a single exon. Gene Ontology annotation, molecular function: acyltransferase activity, transferring groups other than amino-acyl groups. Lineage: Eukaryota; Fungi; Ascomycota; Eurotiomycetes; Eurotiales; Aspergillaceae. The coding region runs from base 1 to 576 and encodes 191 amino acids.
AUGUCCUCCGACCCACCAAAAGCACCCUACGCUCCACGAACGUGGGUUCGAGUUGAGAGCGACAUCUUCGUUUCCAAUGACCCAUCACUACUCUCAAUCAAAGCCGUCAACGAAGCCUUUGCCCAAGACUGGCUUUACUGGGGUAAACCCUUCCCCGAAGAAGUCAUGUACCACAUGCUCCACGAUUCUAUGAGUUUCGGCGUAUACAAGUACACCCAGUCCCUCUCCGAUGGUGGAGAGCGAGUCGCCCCAUCCACAGAAAACACCCGCCAGAUUGGUCUCGCUCGCAUGGUCACCGACAACGUCACAUUCGGCUAUCUGUCUGAUGUCUAUGUGCUUCCGGAGUUUCAGGGCCUUGGGCUCGGACGAUGGCUCAUGGACUGCAUUUCGGAGAUUUUCUCGAUUGAGAAUAUGCCGAAUCUACGUCGGAUUAUGCUGUUGACGGGGGAUAAGAGGAUGCAGGACUGGUAUGCCAAGAUCUUUGGGAUGGAGGUUAUUGCGCACGAGCGACGGCCUGAUAUUGGGCAAGAUUUGGUGUUUAUGUGUGUGAGGCCCAAUGCAAGAUCUGAGCAUUGA